Messenger RNA from Cataglyphis hispanica, 2179 nucleotides. RefSeq names its product translation factor GUF1 homolog, mitochondrial (gene waw). Gene Ontology annotation, biological process: positive regulation of translation. Gene Ontology annotation, cellular component: mitochondrion. NCBI's taxonomy places the organism in Eukaryota, Metazoa, Arthropoda, Insecta, Hymenoptera, Formicidae. The record is from RefSeq and is a predicted model, not a curated record. The coding region runs from base 164 to 2113 and encodes 649 amino acids. The transcript has 7 exons. Gene Ontology annotation, molecular function: mitochondrial ribosome binding; GTPase activity; GTP binding.
UUGUAGACAUUGGCACAACCAUAACCAUAACCUCGUAUUUUUUUUCAUGAUUUAAACUGGUGGAAAGAUUUAUCACAUUCAAAAUGUCGCAAAUUGUUUGAAAUAUUGUCUGAUGGAAAUUAUUACGUAAUUCAUUCAUUCCGUUGCUUUACAUAAUAUAAAAAUGCGUAAAGUUAUAUCAAGUUUAUUUUACUCCGAGAUUAUUCGUACUAUUCGUAGUACAAAAAUUUUCAAGCAACAAAGAAGGUGGAUAUAUUCAUCAAACAAGUGUUUUUCCGUACGAGAGACAACUGAUGUAGAAUAUGAUGUGCCAGUUGAAACUAUUCGUAACUUCAGUAUUGUUGCACACGUUGAUCAUGGUAAAAGCACACUUGCUGAUAGACUGUUGGAAUUAACUGGGGCCAUAAAGGCAAACUCUGGAAAGCAAGUUUUGGAUAAUUUGCAAGUGGAGAAAGAACGUGGAAUUACUGUGAAAGCACAGACAGCUUCAUUGUUUUAUUCGUAUCAAGGAAAGAAUUAUCUUUUAAAUCUUAUCGAUACACCAGGUCAUGUAGACUUUUCGGCAGAGGUCCAUCGUUCACUGGCUCCUUGUCAAGGAGUUAUAUUGUUGGUCGAUGCAAAUGAUGGUAUCCAAGCACAAACAGUAGCCAAUUAUUACUUGGCGCGAGAUAAAAAUCUCGUAAUAAUACCAGUAAUUAAUAAAGUGGAUCUGAAAAAUGCCAAUCCUGAAAAAGUGAAAGAUCAAUUGCAAACAUUAUUUGACUUAGAAUAUAUUGAUGUUAUCAAAAUAUCUGCUAAAUUAGGCACUGGUAUUGAUAAAGUUCUAGAUGCUAUAGUUGAAAGAAUUCCACCACCUAAUGUAUGUAGAGAUAAAUCUUUUAGAGCUUUAAUAUUUGACAGUUGGUAUGAUAAGCAUAAAGGUGCUAUUUCUUUAAUUUAUGUGAAAGAUGGAGCACUGUCAGUUGGCAAACAUAUCACCUCUUUACAUAUGCAAAAAUCGUACGAAGUUCGAAGUAUUUUUCUUCUCAGACCUUAUGCAGAGAAUGUGAAGACAAUAUUUGCUGGGCAAGUAGGUGCUAUUGCAUGCAAUAUGAAAUCUAAAGAGGCUCACAUUGGCGAUACUUUACAUUUACGGAAUCAAUCUGUUGAUUCUUUAGAAGGAUUUAAGCCCCCAAAGCCAAUGGUAUUUGCAGGCGUAUAUCCAAUGGAUCAGUCACAAUUUGUUUCUUUGCAAGCAGCUAUCGAUAAACUUAUAUUAAACGAUAGUGCUGUGACUGUCACUUUAGAAUCAAGCAUUGCACUUGGAAGAGGAUGGCGAAUUGGUUUCCUAGGCUUAUUACAUAUGGAAGUCUUUAUUCAGCGUCUUGAACAAGAAUAUGGGGCACAGCCGAUAGUUACAGCACCCGCAGUUACAUACAAGGCAAAGAUUUUUGGCAGUAAAAAUAUAACAAAAUAUCAAAAAGAUGUUAUAAGUUUUAAUAAUCCAGCGCAUUUCCCAGAUAAACAGAUUGUUAGCGAAUUUUACGAACCUAUGAUUGUAGCAACCGUUAUAACACCAGUUAAAUAUAUGAGUGAUAUUAUGUCACUUUGUCGAGAAAAGCGAGGCGUAGAAAAGUUGAACAAAACUAUUGGCAAUGACAGAAUCAUGCUGCAGUAUGUAAUGCCAUUGAGCGAAGUAAUCCUUGACUUUCAUGAUUCUUUAAAGAGCAUAAGUUCUGGUUAUGCUAGUUUUGACUAUGAAGAUUAUGAUUAUCAAUUGUCAGAUAUAGUGAAGUUAGAUAUUCUUUUGAAUGGAAAUCAGGUGGAAGAAUUAAGUACAAUUGUACAUAGAGCAAAAGUAUUGCAAACAGGCAAGAAAUUAUGCGCUAAGCUUCUUGAAACAAUUCCUCGACAGCUUUUUGAAAUAGCGAUCCAAGCAGCGAUAAAGAGUAAAAUAAUUGCAAGAGAAACUUUAAAACCAUACAAAAAAGAUGUAACAGCAAAAUUAUAUGGAGGUGAUGUUACUAGAAGAAAAAAAUUGUUGGCACAACAAGCAGAAGGAAAAAAGAAAAUGAGAAUGAUCGGAAAAAUUUCUUUACCACGGGAUACUUUUAUAAGUGUAUUGAAAAAAUAAAAUGAAAAUAGUGAAGAAAAAAAAAUGAUUUUGUACAUAAGAUAAAUAUAGAUAUCGAAAAAAAGA